Molecule: messenger RNA, 4473 nt
Organism: Dendrobium catenatum
Lineage: Eukaryota; Viridiplantae; Streptophyta; Magnoliopsida; Asparagales; Orchidaceae
Product: phospholipid-transporting ATPase 1
Exons: 7
Coding region: 379-4053 (1224 amino acids)
Biological process (GO): phospholipid translocation
Cellular component (GO): plasma membrane
Molecular function (GO): magnesium ion binding; ATP hydrolysis activity; ATP binding
Source: RefSeq, a predicted model, not a curated record
CCUAUCCUUUAUUAAUAAUAAUAAUAAACUAAAUGUGACAUUGGUUAAAGACUAAUAAGCAGCCACAAAUUGAGAAGUUGGACCCAAACUCCUUAUAGAAACGGAGAAACCUCUCUAGAAGCAGCUUCCAGUCCUUUUCUUCUUCCAUUUGAGUAUUUGACCUCCAUUCCAUUCCUCCAAAUUUCCCUCCUUCCACAUUACGAACAUCCGAGAACUUCAACUAUAGACUUUGAGAAUUAUUUUUUCCAUCCUCUACCCCUCAGUAAUCUAUGCACAACCAAACCCCUCCUCGAUUCCUAAAGCUUCCGUCUUUGCAGAAAACUUGAUGCCCCCAGCUAUCUCAGCUUCUGAUAAGCUCUCUUCCCUCUUACUCCGACGAUGGCCUCCGACCGGCCUCUCCUGAUUCCGUCCCCGCGUACGCCGGUGCCAUCGGAUGACCCAGCACCUAUUACUUUUCCGCCGCUCGCCGCCACACGUUCCUCGUCCUCCUCCUCCCGCAGGAAAUCGGCGGCUCCUCACUCCCGCAACUUGUCAGUGGAGAACGUCGGCUUCUCCGCUGAGAUGCGUUCGAGCUCGAAAACCUCUUUUUCUAUCGAGACCAUUUCGCGCUCGGUGUCCAAGCAGCAGCAGCCGCCACCGAUGCCACGGUACGGCUCCCGCCGGUCGGAAUCAGGCCACAUGAGCUCCUCGCAGAAAGAGAUCAGUGAUGCCGACGCCCGCCUAGUGUACAUAAACGACCCCGACCGCAGCAACUCCCCUGUUCGGCAUCCUAACAACUCCAUCCGCACCACCAAAUACUCCGUCCUAACCUUUCUACCCAAAAACCUCUUCGAGCAGUUCCACCGCGUUGCCUACAUCUACUUCCUUAUCCUCGCUGCCAUCAACCAAAUACCCCAACUAGGCGUCUUCACACCCGCCGCUUCAAUCCUCCCCCUCGCCUUCGUCCUCGGAGUCACCGCCGUCAAGGAUGCCUACGAGGACUACCGCCGCCACCGCUCGGACCGCACGGAAAACUCCCGCUCUGCUUCUGUUCUAUCCUCUUCCUCAGACUUCCAGCCAAAGCCAUGGAAAGACAUCCGCGUCGGAGAGAUCAUCCGCGUCCAUUCCAACGAGACUAUCCCCUGUGACCUUGUCCUCCUUGCCACCAGCGACCCAACCGGCGUCGCCUACGUGCAGACUAUCAAUCUCGACGGGGAAUCCAACCUUAAAACCCGCUACGCCAAGCAGGAGACCCUCUCCAAACCCCUGGAAACCCUCACAGCUAUCAUCCGUUGUGAGAAGCCCAACCGCAAUAUCUACGGUUUCCACGGCAACGUCGAAAUCGAUGGAAGUAAGCAGCGUGUCUCCCUCGGCCCAUCCAACAUCAUCCUCCGCGGCUGCGAGCUCAAAAACACGACUUGGGUAGACGGCGUCGCCGUCUACACCGGGAAGGACACGAAGGUCAUGCUCAACAGCUCCGGCGCGCAAUCGAAGCGCAGCCGACUUGAGACCCACAUGAACAGAGAAACUAUAAUCUUGGCCGUGGCCCUCUUCGUGGAGUGCACCAUCGUGACGGUGCUCGCCGGUGCUUGGCUCGGCCGGCACCGGGACCAACUUGACGACCUGACGUAUUACAGGAAGACUGAUUUCUCCGACAGGGAAGUAGGGAAGUACAAUUACUACGGGAUCGGAUGGGAGGUUGUGUUCACUUUCUUCAUGUCGGUGAUUCUGUUCCAGGUCAUGAUUCCGAUCGCGCUCUACAUUUCGAUGGAGCUCGUGAGAUUGGGGCAGGCCUUUUUUAUGAUUCAGGAUGAGAGCUUGUUUGACAAGGAAAGGGGAAACAGGUUUCAGUGCCGUGCUCUUAAUAUUAAUGAGGAUUUGGGGCAGAUCAAGUAUGUUUUUUCCGACAAAACAGGGACUUUGACAGAGAACAAGAUGGAGUUCCGCUGCGCAAGCGUGGUCGGAGUAAACUACAGCGGCGGUGCCGCCGCAACUGAUGUCGUAGAAGAAGGCGUCUCCGUCGUGGUGGAUGAGCAAAUCUGGAGACCAAAGAUGACCGUUAAGACUGACCCUGAGCUCCUUAAAUUAUUGAGGACCGGAGAGGGAACAGAGGAAGGAGAUAAAGCCCGAGAAUUUUUCCUGGCUUUGGCCACCUGCAACACCAUUGUACCGAUCUUGUCUGAAACAGAGGAUCCUACAGUUCGGCUAAUAGACUAUCAGGGUGAAUCGCCUGACGAGCAAGCCUUACUGUACGCCGCAGCCGCUUAUGGCUUCAUGCUCAUCGAACGCACCUCCGGCCACAUUGUUGUUGAUGUCUUCGGUCAAAAGCAGAGGUUUGAUAUUUUGGGUCUUCACGAAUUUGAUAGUGAUCGUAAGAGGAUGUCAGUUAUAGUGGGCUUUCCUGAUAAGACAGUUAAGGUUUUUAUUAAAGGUGCAGACAGUUCAAUGUUUGGUGUUGUAGACAAGAUGUUGAAUGUGGACAUAGUUCAAUCAACCAAAUCACACCUUCACACCUUCUCAACAUUGGGUCUGAGAACCUUAGUCAUUGGUGUGCGGGAGAUGAGCAAUGUUGAGUUUGAGGAGUGGCAUUCUUCCUAUGAAAAAGCUAACACUGCAUUGUUUGGGAGGGGCAGUUUAUUAAAAGCAGUUGCAAUGAAUAUUGAGAACAACAUUAGCAUUCUGGGAGCCUCAGGAAUCGAAGAUAAGCUACAGCAAGGUGUGCCUGAAGCCAUUGAAUCUUUGAGGAAAGCUGGGAUCAAGGUCUGGCUUUUGACUGGGGACAAGCAAGAAACUGCAAUUUCCAUUGGCUUUUCUUCCAACCUCUUAACAGGAGAAAUGACCCAAAUUAUAAUAAAUAGCCAUUCCAAGGAGUCAUGUAAAAAGAGUUUAGCAGAUGCCCUUGCCAUCACUAAAUUAGUAGCAGGAAAUUCUCCAGCAGCAGAAAACAGUAUUGCAGGAGCUGAUGCUGUAAAGUCCCCUCUUGCUUUGAUAAUUGAUGGUACCAGCCUUGUCUACAUCCUUGAGACUGAGUUAGAAGAAGAGCUGUUCGAAGUAGCAACAUCAUGUAGUGUUGUUCUGUGCUGCCGAGUAGCUCCAUUGCAGAAGGCUGGGAUAGUUGUUCUAAUCAAGAGCAGAACAGAUGAUAUGACUCUUGCUAUAGGAGAUGGUGCGAAUGAUGUUUCAAUGAUCCAGAAGGCUAACGUUGGGAUAGGCAUUAGCGGCAGAGAAGGGAGGCAAGCUGUUAUGGCCUCGGAUUUCGCAAUUGGACAGUUCAGAUUCUUGGUACCCCUUUUAUUGGUUCAUGGUCACUGGAACUACCAAAGAAUGGCAUAUAUGAUAUUAUACAACUUUUACAGAAAUUCUAUUAUGGUGUUCGUACUUUUCUGGUAUGUGUUAUAUACAGCUUUCAGUUUGACAACUGCGAUCAGUGAAUGGAGCAGUGUCUUGUACUCAGUUAUUUACACAGCUCUUCCAACCAUAGUAGUAGGUAUUCUAGACAAGGAUUUGAACAGGAAAACACUUCUGAAGUACCCUCAGCUCUAUGGGUCUGGGCAAAGAGAAGAGCGUUACAACCUAAAACUGUUUAUUUUAACCAUCAUGGAUUCUGUUUGGCAAAGCUUAGCUAUAUUUUUCAUACCAUAUCUGGCUUAUAGACACAGUACAGUUGAUGGAUCCAGCAUUGGUGACCUCUGGACCCUUGCAGUUGUUAUCAUGGUAAAUCUUCACUUAGGAAUGGAUAUUUUCAGGUGGAAUUGGAUAGUACAUGCGUCCAUAUGGGGCUGCAUAGUUGCUACCGUCAUUUGCGUCAUCAUCAUAGAUGCAUUGCCCAUCCUACCAGGAUUUUGGGCAAUAUUCCACGUAAUGGGCACCUGGGUAUUCUGGUUCUGCUUGCUUGCCAUUCUAAUCGCCGGCAUGAUUCCACGAUUUGCAACGAAAGCUUUUACAGAAUUCUUCAUUCCCAGUGAUAUCCAGAUUGCAAGGGAGCUUGAAAAGUUUGGUAAUAUAAAUGAGCCCCUGGUUUCUGAAGUUGCAACGAGAACUUUGUCAAUCCAUCAACAGCAGAAUAGACCAUAGAAUUCUUUUAAUAAAAGAAUCUUCCUUGUUUUUUUGGUUGUUCUUUCACCUGAGUGUAUAGUAGCCUUAUUCUUUCCAGCUGUAAUCGGAGUUUAGGCCGAUUGCAAGCUUUAUAAGCUGUCCAAAUGGAUAGUUGUUGUCUGUAGUAAUAGCAUUUUUUCCUUUAAAUCAUAUUAUAACUGCAUAUUAGAGUUGUACACAAUACACAGUUUCCUCAUAGCCUUUCCCUUGUCUUAUGCUGUUGCUGAGUUUGCUGAUGACAUGUGCAAACAUCAGCUUUCAGGCUUGUAGAAAAGUGAUUUUUACUGUAAAUUCAAUGAUAUUUUGAAUUUCUGCAACAUAUAUGAUCACUCUCUUCAAAAGUUGCAGGAAAACCAAAUUGGUUAUUUCAAGUGAAAGUAUUUGUGGCCUAUUGUUUAA